This is a messenger RNA of Platichthys flesus (European flounder), 3360 nucleotides long. It is a transcript of the gene micu3a, whose product is annotated as mitochondrial calcium uptake family, member 3a. NCBI's taxonomy places the organism in Eukaryota, Metazoa, Chordata, Actinopteri, Pleuronectiformes, Pleuronectidae. The transcript is spliced from 15 exons. Gene Ontology annotation, cellular component: uniplex complex. Gene Ontology annotation, molecular function: calcium ion binding. Bases 72 to 1541 code for a protein of 489 amino acids. Gene Ontology annotation, biological process: mitochondrial calcium ion homeostasis; calcium import into the mitochondrion. The record is from RefSeq and is a predicted model, not a curated record.
UUACAAUAAUCACAGCAGCAGCAGCAGCAGCGUCUCCACCACAACAACCAGCAGCAGAAGCAGCAGCAGCGAUGGCCGCUUUCCGCAGAGUGGCAGCUCUGGCCGGGAAGCUGAACCUCUGGUCGGCGAGGAGAACAGAGCUGGUCGGUGGUCAGAGGCCCGGUGGAGGGAGAGUCCGGGGCUGUGUGGCGGUCGGGAUGUGUGUCGCGGCGGGAGGUGCCGUGGCUCUCUACCUCUACAGCGACAUGACGAGCGGCAGAGGCAGGAAGAGGAUGGAGAGACACAGCAUCAACGAUUUACUGCCGACCAUCCCCCGAGUCCAGGCGAAGGAGAAGGGACGUCCGUUUGACUUUGAAGACGGAGACGUGUACAUGUCGUCCCACGAGCAUCGUUUCCGCAUGUUCAGCUCAGCGGAGUAUGACGGGCAGCUGUACAUGACCCCGCAGAACUUCAUCGAGUCGGUCACCAUGAAUGAACCAAGAAACAAGAGGCCCUGGAGGUCCCUGACCAAACAGGAGCUGGAGAAGAUCCUGUCAGACACUCCCGCAGUAUGGAGAGGAUCCUCUAAACUGUUCCGCAACCUGAAAGAACGAGGCAUCAUCUCCUACACAGAGUACCUGUUCCUGCUCUGCAUCCUGACAAAGCCCCAUGCUGGUUUCAAGAUUGCUUUCAAUAUGUUUGAUGCAGACGGCAACCAGAUGGUGGACAAGAGGGAGUUCUUGGUGCUUCAGGAGAUCUUCCGGAAGAAAAACGAGAAGAAGGGAAGGAAGGGAGAUGCUGAAAAGUCAGCACAGUUGAGUAUGCAGCUCUAUGGAUAUCAGGUUGCCCCCAUGAACAGCGUGCUUAAAAAAGACAGUCAGGAGUUUAUGGCGCGGAGUUACUGGGACGUUCUGAGGCGAAGUGCCAGUCAAGUCCUGUUUUCUGACCUGGCCGAGCGAGCAGAUGAGACUAUUACAAUCGACACCACCCUGCUGGUCCAUUUCUUUGGGAAGAAAGGGAAGGCAGAGCUGACGUUUGAUGACUUCUACAGGUUUAUGGACAACCUGCAGACAGAAGUGUUGGAAAUUGAGUUUCUGACCUACUCUAAAGGAAUGACCACCAUCAGCGAGGAAGACUUUGCAAAAAUCCUCCUGCGCUUCACCAAUGUGGAGAACAUCAGCGCCUACCUGGAGAACGUCCGCCAGUGUAUACCUGAUGAGAAGGGAAUCACCUUCGACGAGUUCAGAUCCUUCUUCCAGUUCCUCAACAACCUUGAGGACUUCGCCAUCGCCAUGCAGAUGUAUAACUUUGCCUCUCGCUCAAUUGGACAAGAUGAAUUUGCAAGAGCAGUGUAUGUAGCCACUGGGCUGAAGCUGACACGUCACCUUGUAAACACCAUCUUCAAGAUUUUUGACGUAGAUCACGACGAUCAGCUCUCCUACAAGGAGUUCAUCGGCAUCAUGAAGGACCGGCUGCACAGAGGAGGCAGGGGCUACAAAGCUGUUGCACGAUUCGUCUCCUUUAAAUCCUGUCUGAAGAAGGAGCUGGCCAGCAGCAGGUGAAGGGUCAACACUACACCACCUUCUCCAGCUGCGUUCACUCUGAGGCCAGGAGACAAGUUCACCGGCUCUGGAGGAGGUACAAGGAGAAGUCGUAGAAGUGGCCGCAGACAGACUGCGGAAGAAAACCUGAAGGAAGACGAUUUUUUUUAGAGCAAGAUGACUGAGGUCUGACUUUUAAAGGCAGUAGCCUGAGUUAGCAGGACACAUCUCAAAAUAAAAAAUAACCCUACAAGCAUGACUGUAGUAGUAUGCUGAUGAUAAGCAACAUGACAUGCUUCUUGUUUUCCCUCUUCUCCUUAUUCCAAGUAUGAUUGACAGAGCUUACUGACAAAGUGGCAUUCAAUUCAGCUUCAUUGUACAAGCAUGGCACCACCACAGCAGUUAGUGAAACUGCAACUGAUUUUUUUUAUUCUAGAUAAUGAAUGUGACCAGCAUAAAAUGUUAAGUCAUUUAUUAUAUAGAUAUGACCAAGCAAGACCAACUGAAAGGAAUCCUUACGUUAUAAUUGUGUAUUUAUGUGACCAGUUGUAGUCAAAGCUAUAUUAUUUUCUUUUAAUCUGUUAAACUGCUGCACUACAAUCUAAAAACCAAGAGAGCACAACAAUGAUUUUAUUAUAAAAUCAGUGUCAUGCUGAUGUUAUCUAUAUGAAAUGGAUAUAAAAUCAUAUUUAUACAAAUUGCUUAACACAAAAUUUGCUGUAUACAUCAUAUUUUUUAUGUUUUGUUUAAAUCUCAUUUUAAUCAUCUCAGUUUUUUUAACUUUGUUAUUUAGUGUAAUCCGAUGCAGCCAGUAGAGUUUUUCUUUGAUUUUCAAUGACUGCAUCUAAACACUGUUGCUACAAAUAGGAAGUAUAUAAUAUACGUAUAAUACCACAGAACUUGGUAUGUCUUCGACCUGAAUGUGACAGCUGGCUACAGACGAGGAAAGAGAUAUUUUUUUAGUAAUUUCAAUAUCUUCACCAGCUUCUAACGUUAUUGUCUUGACUUGAUUUGUGUUUAAGAGUCCUUGAUGCAUGUAUGAUAUACAGAUGUGAUGAAAUAAAGGAAAAACCAGAAGAAAUAGUGGAGGAAUAGGAUGGCAAUGCAUCCAUCCAUAGGGCACUGUGAAGACUUGACCUUGACAGUCACCACAUCUCAGACUGAGAGAUUUUGGAUUGAUGUGUUAAACAGCGUCUCGCUCACUAUCAUCAUGACACCAAAUGAGGAACUAUCUGUUAAAAGAACUCUGUCCAUCUAGUAGCAUCAAUGCCAAGGUGUUAUGAAGUUAUUAUGGCAACCCACACCUUACUAAAUUACUUACAUAGGUUUUUCCUUUAAUUUAUCUUUUACAUCUGCAAACUGUCACGUAACAAACCAGACUCUCCCAGCAAUUAUCAUCACUGUGUAUUUAAAAGAAAAACUGCAAAACAAGUGCAAUAACUCUGUUAUAAAUACUAUGUGUGAUUUAAAUCACCAAACCUUUAAUGUUGUUAUAUAUUAAUAUCUUCCUGAAAAUCAAUUUCCAAUGACUUGACCAAAGAUAAAAAAGAAAAAUAUUAUAUUCCGAGUUGUAAUGUGUAAAUAAAGUUUGUGUCAAGUUAUUGGACAUAAUGUUAAUGGUUCUCUUUGUCUUUGUGUAUUUGUCACACUGUGCAUUAAGACAUUAUUUUGGGAUCACGCGAGAGAGCCGUGCUACUCACUGCGCAUGCGCACUGCCAUGUAACAUAACCACUUAACUAGAAGAGGUGUGUGAUGGAGAUGCUGCACCUGUGCUAAUGCGUACGGAGGAAUUAAAAUGCUUGAAAGGCAAAACUUGUGCAGCAGUUUCACAUCUUCUUUG